AUGGCUGCCUCCGCCACAUGGUUCGACUGGUUUAGAUGCUGCAGCGAGCGGGAAGCUGCUGCGGAGGCUGCGGAUUCCGACGAAAGCCUGACUGCGCUGGCCCGAGAGGGAAAAGAAGCUGCAGAGUGGCAGAUUGUACAGAAAGGCGUUGAGCAGGGGGAGUUCCUUCGGUUGCUCCACUUACGAUCACGGCUGCGGGACUGUGACGAUCAUCCUGCAUGCAGAUGGCAGGCGCUCUCACGGCAGCCGCAGACACUCCUCCGCUUCCUGCGGGCCCGGAAUGGUGAUCUGCCGAAGGCGGAAGUGAUGUUCAGAGCAAUGCUCGAGUGGCGCCACGCAUUCAAAGUGGACGAGAAAGUACGACAAUGGAAGGAGGAGCUCGAUCAACAAAGCACUCAGCGCAGUAUAGAGAUGAGGAGAUAUGAAACAGACGUGGAGCUUUGCAGGGAUAGACAUGGUGUGCCCGUUCGGCUGGUUCGGACAAGUGUGGCCGACGUCCAGGGACUGGUUCGCGAGUUCGGGAAAGAGCUCGUUUUGAUUGACACCAUGAUGCGAAUGGAGCGUGCCCACGAGGAGAUUCGACGAGCAAUGUUCGACACGGAGGUGGUGAUUGGAGGCCAGCUUCAGAUCAUUGACAUGGGCGACUAUGGCAAAUACGGCGUCCCGAAUUUGACGAGUCGGUUGUUCUCGAGUCUGAAGAUCGCCGCGGAGAUCUCGCAAAUUACUGAUGCCAACUAUCCUGAAACAGUGCGGAGGGCAUUCAUCAUCCGACUUGGUUCCUGCACCAGCACGGCCUGGCGCUAUUGCAUCCAACCACUGCUGCCGGAGCGAACGCAGAACAAGUUGGUCCCAUGUGGCCCAAAGGCAAGCUCUUGGACAGACCGACUGGGGGCGGAGCUGGAUCUAGCAGCCCUGCCCGCCUUCCUCCGCGAGGACUCGGAUGCAGCCUUCAAGGCUGCGACACCCUGCGGGGGCAUGGUGCCUGCGGGCCUGGCUGGACGAGACCAAGGGCAGUGGCAUGUGGAGCCGACUGUGGUCAAGAAGAAGCCAUCCAGUCUGCGACACAAUGGGCCGACUAGCACGCUUUUCAGACACUUCAUUCUCUCCUCAAAGUCGGACAUGCACGGGACAGUGUGCGCUCGAAUUCAGCUCAUGUUCUUUGGCGUCAUCGCACUGGCUGCAGGAGCUCUCGCUGUCGAACCCGUCACUAUUCUGUGA
Molecule: messenger RNA, 1218 nt
Organism: Symbiodinium natans
Lineage: Eukaryota; Dinophyceae; Suessiales; Symbiodiniaceae
Source: the annotation of a GenBank genome assembly